Messenger RNA from Glycine soja, 444 nucleotides. RefSeq lists its product as uncharacterized. Lineage: Eukaryota; Viridiplantae; Streptophyta; Magnoliopsida; Fabales; Fabaceae. Bases 1 to 444 code for a protein of 147 amino acids. The record is from RefSeq and is a predicted model, not a curated record. The transcript has a single exon.
AUGGGCGCGUGCUCAUCUUCUGCUUCCGUGGAAAUGGAAACGACAACAGCAAGUGUGAAUAAGGGUGGUGGCGGCGGCGGCGGCGGUGCACCUGCGUCGGAAUCUUUCCGACGACCGUCGUCGAUCAUGGUGAUGGACAUGGUCGGUCGCAUCAAUGAGUACAAGCAACCAAUCCCCGCGAGAAACGUGCUUUCGGAGAAUCCUCAUUACUACCUCUGCAACUCGGAGUCAGUGCACAUCGGCACGUGCAUGCCACGUGUCCCCGAUGAAGAAGAGCUUCUAGCCGGUCGAAUCUACUUCCUUGUCCCUCUCUCGCAUUCCGAUACCCCACUUUCACUCCCUCUCCUCUGUGAUCUCGCCGUUAAAGCUGGUUCCGCUCUUCCCAACCCUAAUAAUAACCGUUACUAUGGUCAGGGUAAAAAAGCCGCCGAUAAGCGCCGUUAA